This is a messenger RNA of Medicago truncatula (barrel medic), 1691 nucleotides long. RefSeq names its product probable polyamine transporter At3g13620. Gene Ontology annotation, molecular function: transmembrane transporter activity. The coding region runs from base 104 to 1507 and encodes 467 amino acids. The record is from RefSeq and is a predicted model, not a curated record. Lineage: Eukaryota; Viridiplantae; Streptophyta; Magnoliopsida; Fabales; Fabaceae. Gene Ontology annotation, biological process: transmembrane transport. The transcript has a single exon. Gene Ontology annotation, cellular component: membrane.
AAGAAAAUCGUAUCUGUGACUCUGUUCCCUUAAUCAUGCGUAAAAGUCCAGCUAGUACUCUGCCACUAUCACAUUCUUCUCUCAUCUCAACUAACUCUCAACAAUGGGAGAAGAAAACCUUCCCACCGCUCCAACCCUACCAACAACCACCGUUCCCAAAAAACACACAAAAAAACUAACCCUAAUCCCUCUCAUAUUCCUCAUCUACUUUGAAGUAGCCGGCGGCCCAUACGGCGAAGAACCUGCCGUUCAAGCCGCCGGCCCCCUCUUCGCACUUCUCGGUUUCCUCAUCUUCCCUUUCAUUUGGAGCAUUCCAGAAGCUCUUAUAACAGCUGAAUUAACCACCGUUUAUCCAGGAAACGGUGGUUUUGUUAUCUGGGCCGAAAAAGCUUUCGGCCCAUUUUCAGGCUCUUUAAUGGGUACAUGGAAAUUCCUUAGUGGUGUCAUUAAUAUAGCAGCUUUCCCUGUUCUUUGCAUCGAUUAUGUCAAAAAACUCUUCCCUGUUUUUGAAUCUGGUUGGCCUCGUUACAUAGCAAUUCUCUUUUCAACUCUUUCAUUGUCUUUUCUUAAUUACACUGGUUUAACAAUUGUUGGUUAUGUUGCUGUUGUUCUUGCAAUUGUUUCAUUGUCACCAUUUGUUUUGAUGUCUCUAAUUGCUAUUCCUAAGAUAAAUCCACAUAAAUGGCUUAGUUUAGGUCAAAAGGGUGUUAAAAAAGAUUGGAAUCUUUUUUUCAAUACCCUGUUUUGGAACUUGAAUUUUUGGGAUAAUGUUAGUACUUUAGCUGGUGAAGUUGAAGAACCAAAGAAAACUUUUCCUUUGGCUCUUUUAAUUGCUGUUAUUUUCACUUGUGUUUCUUAUUUGAUUCCACUUUUUGCUGUUACUGGAGCUGUGAAUGUGAAUCAAAGUGAAUGGGAAACUGGGUUUCAUGCUCAAGCUGCUGAGAUUAUUGCUGGAAAAUGGUUGAAAAUUUGGGUUGAAAUUGGUGCUGUUUUAUCAGCAAUUGGGCUUUUUGAAGCCCAAUUAAGUAGUAGUGCUUAUCAAGUUUUGGGUAUGGCUGAAAUUGGAAUUUUGCCCAAGUUUUGUGGAGUGAGGUCAAAAUGGUUUAAUACACCUUGGUUGGGUAUUUUGGUAUCUACUUUGAUAACAAUUGGUGUUUCUUAUAUGGAUUUCACUGAUAUAAUUUCAUCAGCUAAUUUUUUGUAUAGUUUGGGUAUGAUAUUGGAAUUUGCUUCUUUUCUUUGGUUGAGAUGGAAGAAGCCAAUGUUAGUGAGACCUUAUAAGAUUCCAAUGAAUUUGCCUAUGUUGGUGGUGAUGUGUUUGGUACCAUCUGGUUUUCUUGUAUUCAUAAUGGCUAUUGCUACUAAGACUGUUUUUUUGGUGAGUGGUUUGAUGACUAUAGGUGGGAUUGGUUUUUUCUUUUUUAUAAAAUUGUGUAGGAUGAAGAAUUGGGUGAAGUUUGAGAUUAAAGAAGAUGAAGAAGAUGGGAAUGUAGUGGCUGAUUUAUGAUUUGAUCAGAAUUCAAAUCUUUGUUUUAGUUUGAUACUACCUUGCACAUAAAUAAAUUGUUGCCAUUUAUCAGAGAUUGUGUAAGGUUGUAAUUUACAAAGUGUAGAGUUUUUUUAUUUUUGGAUAAUUUGUCACAUUUACAUUGUUUUUGUUCUAAUGUCACGAUCAAAGUCAUUUUUUUUAA